GUCUUCUAUUCUGUUUACGAUAAUGGUACAGCUCGUACGUAACACGUGUUACUCACGUAACAAUUUGAGAUAUCAGUAGGUCGCUGAACUUUCGAAUUAUAUACAAUUCAUUUGUAAUGUUAUUUACGAUUAUACAGCUUGUAACAUAACGUGUUAUCUUAACUAAAAAUCCAUGAUACGAUGAAUAUUCGAAUGUAUCGUUGUGUGCUGAUAAUUAGGCGUGAUCGUUGUUUAGAAUAGUUCAGAUAAAUUUUAGAAACAAGCAACAUACCAAGGAUGAAGGUGAAGGAGUUAUUGAAGACAGUCAAUGUAGCAUGGUCACCACCUGCUCAGCAUCCCAUAUUAUUAGCUGCAGGAACUGCAGCUCAACAACUUGAUGCAAGUUUUAACACAUCUGCCAGCUUGGAUAUAUAUUCGUUGAAUUUACAACAAGCAGGAUAUGAUUUGGAAUUGAAAGCCACUAUUGCAAGCGAUCAUAGAUUUCAUAAAAUAACAUGGGGUGCAUAUGGUAAUAGUCCAUCUGGUAUAAUUGUUGGAGGCUGUGAUUAUGGCACAAUAAAGAUUUAUUCGGUGGCCAAACUGUUGGCUAAUGAUAAUAAUUGUUUAAUAAGCAGUCCAGACAGACAUACAGGUCCAGUCAGAGCAUUGGACUUCAAUCCUUUCCAAACUAAUUUAUUAGCAACAGGAGCAACUGACAGUGAAAUUUAUAUAUGGGAUAUUGUUAAUACAACUACUCCAAUGACUCCUGGAUCUAGGAGUCAACCAUUAGAAGAUGUACAAUAUAUUGCAUGGAAUAAGCAAGUGCAACACAUUCUUGCUUCCACAUUUUCACAACGAUGUGUCAUAUGGGAUUUAAGAAAAAAUGAACCCAUAAUCAAGCUAACAGAUACAAAUUCCAAAGUACGAUGGAAAGUAGUCCAGUGGCAUCCAAAUGUUGCAACACAAUUGUGCUUAGCAUCAGAAGAUGAUCAAGCUCCUGUAAUCGAAUUAUGGGACUUAAGGUUUGCAACAUCACCAUUAAAAAUGUUCCAAAAUCACCAGCGCGGCGUUUUAUCGAUUGCUUGGAAUCCAUGUGAUCCAGAUCUACUCUUGAGUUGUGCCAAAGAUAACAGAAUAUUAUGUUGGAAUCCUAAUUCUGAUGCACCAAAUGGUGAAGUGAUUUGUGAGUUAGCCCAAACAAACCAAUGGAAUUUUGAUGUUUCAUGGUGUCCAAGGCAUCCAGGAUUAGUUGUUGGAACCAGUUUCGACGGACACGCGGUAAUUUAUUCCUUAUUGGGAGGACAACAACAAAUGUCUAUGGAAACAUCAAACAAAAUUGUAGACUCUUUUCCUGGAAUGGACCCCUUUACUCAACCACCUUCUGUAAUGCAAUCAGAACCAGCAGUUAUAUUGACAAAAGCUCCCAAAUGGUUAAAAAGACCAUUUGGGGCUUCUUUUGGUUUUGGUGGUAAAUUGAUAAUAUUUGAAAAUGAGCCUAUAGAUCCGAAUCUACCUGCAAAUUCAAAUAGAAAAGUUAUUAUAUCCCAAGUGAUAACGCAACCAGAAUUAAUUCAACGUUCCAAGGAAUUAGAGGACGUUCUUAAAACUGAACAAUAUAGCGAUUACUGUAAAGAAAAGGCUGAGAAAACAACCGAUGUACAUAGAAAGAAAAUAUGGAAUUGUGUCGGGGUAUAUUUCGGUGAAAAUGUAGCAAAAGAAAUAUUAGAAUUACUGGGUUAUGACAUAGAAACAAUGAAUAAUAAAUUAAAUCAGUUGGUCCCUCGAGAAGAUAUUAACAACAUUACGGAAGGUGUUGGUAAUCUUAAUAAUGUAUUGAAUGGAAACGUUAUAAAUGGAAGUGCGGCAUUUGAUGCCAUUGCACAAGAUCAAAUUAACAAGGCAACCGCGGUUACGUCAAUAAAUAACAAUUUUCAAUUAAACGUGUCCGAUGAUGAGGAUGGGCUUAUUACUCAAGCGAUCCUCUUAGGAAAUAUUGAAGCUGCUGUGUCUUUAUGUUUUGCCAACAAAAGGUACGCAGAUGCAGUCAUUCUUUCAAUGGCUGCUGGACCUGACUUACUAGCACGUACCCAGUACAGAUACUUUUCAGAACAUUCUGGAGCUCUCAAUUCUCUUAUCAAUUCGUUAGUUAGUGAAAACUGGGCUGAAGUUGUUAAUAAUACUGACAUAAAUUGCUGGAAAGAAGUAUUAAUUGGAAUAUUUACCCAUUCGAAUCCACAGGAGCGAUCCACUUUGUGCGAUAUGCUUGGAGAUCGUUUGGCGUCAUCUGAUAAUCCAACUCAUAAAGAGCAAGCUCAAAUUUGUUACAUCUGUUCCGGAAAUUUAAACAAAAUGGUAGAAUCGUCCAAUGUUGAUAUACAAGAAGUAGUCGAAUUGGUAAUGAUAAUGCAGAAAGCCUUGGAAAUGCAAGGUAUCAGAGAAACUCAAAUAGAAGGAAAAAUUGCUAGCGUUUUGUCUCAGUAUGCGGAAAUGUUAGCAUCAGAGGGAGACCUUGAUGCUGCAUUAAACUAUCUCGGAAAUAGUCAGGACGAAAAGAUUGUCAUGUUAAAAGAUCGUCUUUAUAGAGCGUUAGGAUAUAUCGAAGAAUCAAAAGGCGUGGCAAAAACGCCAGCAAUGCAAAAUUAUUAUGCUCAACCGAGAAGAUCUUUGCAGAAUCCACAAAAUCCGUUACUUGCUUCAAGAGAACAAACGAGAUCUUUCAUCGAUCCUAACAUCGCUCCCGCAAAACAACCUUUGGCCUCGUCUACAAAUCAGUUCCACACUCAUCAGCCACAACAAUCUUUCGGGUUAUCCCCUCUUCAGCCACAUGUACAAUCCUCUAUGCAAUACGAUCAGUACCAAACGUCUCAUUACACUCCAUCAUCCGUUUCUCAACCACCUCCUUUACCACCUCCUACAACGGGAUCAAGUGGAAUCGGUUCACGACCACCAAGCGCCGGGCCUCAAGCAAGAUCGAAAUACUUAAUAGAUCCAUCUGUAAAAUCUACUGCAACAUAUGGUCAAACUGGGUUUCCUCAACAAACAAUGUCAUAUAAUCAGCAAAUGUCUCCAAUGACAGGCUAUACGCCUUCGAAUACGUAUCAGCCUCAGGUUCCUAUACCAGGAAACACAUAUCCUGGACAAAACUUUACGACCGGUCUGCAAGAAUCAGAACCAUUUAAACCUGUUCAACCUAGUGGAUUACCGCCAUUACAGAAUCUACAGCAAAAUGAGAUGUAUGAUCCAAUUAGAACACAACCUGUUUCUCAAGCUUAUGGAAACGAGAGUGUCUAUAAACCAUCACUACAAUCUGCAGGGUGGAAUGACCCACCAGUCGCGAAGUCUAGAAUACAACCAGUACUGGCAUUAUACACGAAAAAUGAAAUGUCUGCGGAACAUGCCGGUACCAGGAAAUGGAAAGCAAAACAUUCGAAGAAUGUGAACAUGAAGUCAAAACAGGAAUAUCAACCUCAAAAUCCUAUUUUGCAUCCAUUGAGGGGUGCUGUAGCACAACCUGAACAAAACGUUUUACCCCAAGAAAAGAUGUAUGCUGAUACACAGGUCCCUUAUAAUCCACAACAAUAUAACCAGAGCAUUCCAAAUAUUAAUGCUCAAUUUGCCAAGCCAGUGGAGCCUUCACAACCAGCAGGAUUUGCAAGAGGAUCAGAACCUGAGAAACCGAAAGCACCAAUACCAGAACAACACAUACAUUUGAAAACAGUGUUCGACGAAUUGAAGAACCAAUGCUACGAAAACGCUAAAAACCCACAAAUUAAAAGGAAAAUAGAAGAUGUAUCGAAAAAACUUGAAGUUUUAUACGAUUGCCUUAGGGAAAGUAAAUUGUCGCAAAACACAUUGCAAGGAUUGCAUCAAAUAUCGCAAAUGAUACAAAGUGGAAAUUACACUGGUGGCUUAGAUCUUCACACGCAAUUAGUGUCAGGUCCAGAUUUUAGUGAAAUAUCUUCUUUUAUGCCAGGGAUUAAAGUAUUAUUGCUGAGUGCCCUUCAACUGAGUGUUUAUAUUAGAUAGAAUGCAAUAUAUACCUAGAAUGUUUAUUCUGUUCAUUUAUUUUUAUAAUUCGAGACUUUUAUAACCCUUAUUAAAUGAGAUAUUUAUGUUGUAUUCAUUCAUUGGAAUAUUGGAUAAAAAGAAAUAAUCGUGUACGAACUUUAUCGCUUAAUUAUGUCAUACGCAAUAUGGAGUUAUUUCAUGUUCUAUAUCUGACUGUGGCUUAUCAAAGUUCGAUGGACUUGUAUUAUUAUUAUUCCUGUACAACUAAACAAUUCAUUAUGUAAGUAGCUUGUAAAAAGUAGUUGGAAAUAUCGGAGCAGAGGGCAUCUGAAGCGUUCCCAUACAGAUUGUUAAUCGAUUUUUUUCUUUUAACUAAUAUAUUGUAUAUAUAAAAUAUUAAAGUUGGCUUCAAAGGAA
This is a messenger RNA of Hylaeus volcanicus, 4404 nucleotides long. It is a transcript of the gene Sec31, whose product is annotated as protein transport protein Sec31A. Gene Ontology annotation, molecular function: protein binding; structural molecule activity. Gene Ontology annotation, cellular component: COPII vesicle coat; endoplasmic reticulum exit site. The transcript is spliced from 15 exons. Gene Ontology annotation, biological process: endoplasmic reticulum organization; endoplasmic reticulum to Golgi vesicle-mediated transport; COPII-coated vesicle cargo loading. The coding region runs from base 277 to 4005 and encodes 1242 amino acids. The record is from RefSeq and is a predicted model, not a curated record. Lineage: Eukaryota; Metazoa; Arthropoda; Insecta; Hymenoptera; Colletidae.